This is a messenger RNA of Bipolaris oryzae ATCC 44560, 606 nucleotides long. RefSeq lists its product as uncharacterized. The coding region runs from base 1 to 606 and encodes 201 amino acids. The transcript has 2 exons. The record is from RefSeq and is a predicted model, not a curated record. NCBI's taxonomy places the organism in Eukaryota, Fungi, Ascomycota, Dothideomycetes, Pleosporales, Pleosporaceae.
AUGGAGCUCACUGGAUUUGACCUGUUUGCCUUGUUUCUUUGCUCAAGCAUUUUCGGCUUGCUCGUGUCCUCUGAGCUCAUCAAUGAGCGCGAGAUGACGCUUGUCAUGGCGGUGUUUGUGGCGGUCGUGGCAAUGUUGUUCACGCAGUUUUCCACCAGCAAAGCGCUGGCUGGCUUUCUGUCCAAGGACAUUAGCAGCAUUCACAACAAGCAGCUCGAGGACCUGACAGAAGCCCAUGGCCGCCACACGGUCGGACUGAAGAGCGAGCAUUACGGCGCACAUGUGCGGCUGCUGAAUGAGAUCAACGAUGCAAACGCACGGUUCGAUCGGAUUUACAGCGAGUAUGAGCAAAUAUCGACAAAGUAUCAAGAGCAGAUGCGCAACAUGCAAGAGAAAGAGGAUCGCAUUCAGUAUCUUGAAAGCAAGCUUGGGGAAUUCGGGCAGAGCAAGCAUACUACUAGUACUAUUGCUCGUGUCCCCUUGUCUGCGCCGGCGACGCAAAUCAGCUUUUUGAAGCCACCACGUCGCCAAAGAUUCAAUGAGGGAAACCGAUGGCCUUCUUCCACAGGCCUGCUCCCCAGGGUUGUCGAAGCUGAGAACGAGUAG